Molecule: messenger RNA, 1475 nt
Organism: Clunio marinus
Lineage: Eukaryota; Metazoa; Arthropoda; Insecta; Diptera; Chironomidae
Source: the annotation of a GenBank genome assembly
UCUUAAGUUGUUGAACUCUGACGAGAUUUACUUUGUAACUAAGCAGCUAAAGAUUACAGGUCAAUAGCCGAACCCAAAUAAACGUAAUUUCCUGAUUUAAUACGUAUUAUAUCGUCUUUAUUGUUCGUGUAAACAUAUCCUACAGUUUUAAAUAUUUGUUGUCUGUGAAAAUCUAAUCUAUUUAAAAACCUUAAGAAGCUUUCUGAGAAAAAUUUACAAGAAACAUCAUGGCAGAUCAGGAAACGGUUGUCUUUAAGCGAAUAAAUUGGAGCCUUCCGAAUGUUACAAAACACUUAAUUGAAAAUGGCAAAGUCGGAAGCGCAAUCACAUCAAAUGAAUUUAACAUUGAUAUAAAUGGAAAAUCGACAUUUUGGUAUUUUCUUCUGUACCUUAAUGGGGAAGAUAACAGCACAAAUUUGUUCUUAUGUUUAUCUAAACCAUCUGAAAUGAUAUUUGACAUCAAAUUCAAAUUGGGUAUCUCAAGUUCCCACGUGGAAAAGGAUUUAAUGGGUCCACUAUUAACAAUGACAAGCGAAGAAAUGAAAAACAUUUCAGGAUAUGGUCUCGAUAAGUUAAUCGCACACAAAGUUUUGUUUGAAAAAUAUUUUUCCCCAUUUGAUUAUGAAAAGGAAAUUAACGCAAGAAUCGCCAUCGUUUGUGAGAUUUCAUUGGUCUGCAAAAAACAGUUAGAACAUGGAAAGAGACUUGAGAAUGGAGGAAACAUUGAACAAGACAUAGAGUCAAAUGAUAUAAAUAAUUGCUACGAAAAAAUGUUUGAAAACAAACUUUUUACUGACUUCGAGAUUAAAUGCAACGAUGAAAAAUCUUUAUACGUUCAUCGAGUGAUCCUAGCUGCAAAAUCUCCCGUUUUUAUGGCAAUGAUGACAAAUGACAUGGAGGAAGCUGCUGAAAACUGUGUGACUUUACAUGAUGUCGAUUCUGUCACCAUGAAAGAACUUUUGAGAUAUAUUUACUGUGAAACUGUCGAAAGCAUUGAUGCAUUGGCUCCAAAACUGAUCUACGAAGCUGAGAAAUAUCAUCUUGACAACUUAAAACUGAUGUGCAAGAAUUCACUCAUUUCAAACCUUUCGAUCGACAACGUUUUGGACAAUUUAAUAAUCGCAAGCAGACUAAGCUGUGUCAAAGAUCUGAAAUUCCAAUUCUCUUCAUCUUUGGAAUUAUCGGAGAAACUUCCACCUGAUGUGUGCAAUAAAUAUUGUCACGAACUGAUGCAACGUUUGAACACUAUUCACAUUUAGAUAUCACUCAAUUUUUUAAAUUUCUUUUUAUUCCAAUAUAUUUCUUAAAUUUAAACUUACCAUGCUCGAGGUAAUAAUUAAAUCGUUAUUAAUGCAUCAGUAGUUAGCAAUAAUCGUAUCAUCGUUGAUCAUUUUAUCAAAUAUUAGAAAGAAAAAUGUUUUGUUUUCAUCAACACAAUAAAUAAUAAAUUUCUUGUUUGAAAUGAAUAUAUUAAC